This is a messenger RNA of Oryzias melastigma (Indian medaka), 2472 nucleotides long. RefSeq names its product claudin-4. Gene Ontology annotation, molecular function: structural molecule activity. NCBI's taxonomy places the organism in Eukaryota, Metazoa, Chordata, Actinopteri, Beloniformes, Adrianichthyidae. The transcript has a single exon. Gene Ontology annotation, biological process: bicellular tight junction assembly; cell adhesion. The coding region runs from base 1327 to 2031 and encodes 234 amino acids. The record is from RefSeq and is a predicted model, not a curated record. Gene Ontology annotation, cellular component: plasma membrane; bicellular tight junction.
UCAUCCCAGAGGCUUUGGAGAUGUGUGAGCUUACAGGAUCAUCUCGGUACGCAUCAGAUGACAGAAUGCUGCCAACAUAACAACAUUUCUUUACGACCGGAAGCCCAAUUUCUGUGGUGACUGGUUCUGCCGAUGUAGAAUGAGAAUGGUCCGCAGGUUGAAACAUAACAUCUGUCUUAGUUUGGCUGGUGGUCAGACCGAAACGGACCGCACUGAAACCACUGAAGAGGUUCCGAGUAUGUUCCUGAGUGCGCACUAUAAGCGCGCAGUCGUCAGCAUACAGGAAAUCACAGCUGUAGAUGUCUCCGUCCUAGCUUGAAGUAAGUUGUGGUACACUUACAAAUAGUACAAAUAGACAGCUUUUUGCUAAGGAAAAAACAAUGGUCAAUUCAAUUUUAUUUGCAUAGCCCAAUGUCACAAAAACAAUGGCCUCAUUGGGCUUUAUGCCAGUAAUUUUACAGUUGCAGAAGAUCGGUCAUAAAAUAUAAAUUAUAGCUAAUUGCUAUACUAAACAACUAAAUUAAUUGGUUAUUCCUGCCCUUAGACCCUCCCUCCCGGUGAGGCAAAACUCCUAAAAAAACGGAUUCAGGAAAAAAGAAGAAACCUUAGGGAUGCCCACAUAAGGGAGAGAUCCUAUCCCAGGACGGACAAGCGAUUUACCAGGACUAUUAAAGAGGAAUUAGCUUAUGGGGCGGCUGUGGCACAGCGAUAGGGCGGUUGACUCCUGAUCGGAGGAUUGCGGCUUUGAUUCCCGCCUUGCCCGCCCAUGUGUCGAAGUGUCCUUGGGGAAGACACUGAACGCCAAAUUGCCUCUGAUGGGAGGUUGGCCCCAGUGUUUGGCAGCGGAGCCACCACCAGUGUGUGAAUGGUUCAGUGACUGUAAAGUGCUUUGGGCCUUCAAAGGAAGAUAAAAAGCGUUAUACAAGUAUACGGCAUUUACCAUUUAUCAACUCUACGACUACGUAUUUGAAUAGAGUUCAUUCAGAUAGGACCGGGGAAAGGGGCGCAGUCCACAGCCAAGCUCUGAAGCACAGACGAUCCACCAGGAAUGAAUCUCACUCUGAGAUGCAGGAUAAUCAGAGGUGUGGUCCGCAGUCAAAAGUAGGUCCAAUCAGAGACCGGCAUGAAGUUGAGCUUAAACCAGUGAAGUUCAUUUCGUUAAAAGUGUGCCUUGUCUGCCCUGAAGUAAGAAGAAGAAUCUGGAUGGACAGGUAACAUGUCAAAGAAGAAAGACUUCCCUGACUCAGCCCUUAAAACCCUGUUUGAGAGCAGCAGCUUUCACUCCCCUCUUUAGCUGAUUUGACUUUCGCCUUCUGAAGAUUCACCAUGUUCUCUAUGCUUCUUCAGAUUUUGGGCUUUGUUCUGGGCAUCAUCAGCUUCUUCGGGACCAUCUUUGUGUGCACCCAUCAUGUGUGGAAAAUGACAACCUUAAUCGGAGAGAACAUCCUCAUCACGUGGGGCUUUUGGGAGAGAUGUGUGACGUGGAGCACAGGCCAGAUAGACUGUAUGUACUACGACUCUCUGGUUGUGCUGCCGCAGGAUCUGCGGAUUGCCAGGAUGGCAAUGGUCAUCGCAAUCAUUGCAGCCCUUUUGGGGGCCAUCCUGGUUGUUUCUUGGGGGGAGUUUAUCAACUUCAUCUAUGAAGAAAGCAGCAGGGACAUCUUAGUCAUCGCUGCAGGGAUUGCCUUCAUCUGUGCCGGUGUUCUUGUUCACAUCGCACUAUACUGGUCUGCAAUUGCCAUCAUCAAGGAUUUCUACUCUAUUGGGAGCAGCAUACUGAAGGCAGAGCUGGGAGAUGUUCUCUACAUAGGCUGGGUCCCAGGUAGAUUCCUCAUCAUGGGUGGGGCACUCCUCAUCCUUGUCAAGAUACCCCUCCUCCUUCGCAAGGGACCCCUCAUCCUUGACAAGGCAGACUUCAUUCUGGGUAGGACACUCCUCAUUCUGGGCAGGGUACUCCUCAUCCUGAGCAGGGCACUCAACAUCGUGGGCAAGAGACUCCUCAUCAUAGGGGUAUUCCUCAAGCAACACUAAAAAGGGAUUUGUAAAAUGAAGACAAUAGAACAACGGGAACUUAUUGAACCUGAUUUUUUGAGUAGAAUCUUCAUUUCUACUUUGUGUUACUCGACCCAACUUUGUAUAGAGUUAUACAAUUCAAAAGUGUCAAAAUGAUUCUUUUUGGUUGUCAGGAAGUUAAAAUACUAUUUUACAUUCAAACUCCAUCAGCAAAAGGUAAACCCUUUAAGGAAGCCAGUCUCUCCAUAUUUCUGUUAGGUUUAAGAAGAGUUUUCAUACAGUUGAUAAAAAUAAAUGGGAAAUAUCUUAAAGACAUAAUCAAGUUUCAUAUCUUUGUGCUUCAAAGCAUUCACACAGUAGUGAUCCUCCUGCUUCUUCUGUACGUUUCUAGGCACCUAAAAACUUAGUCACACUUUAUGGAUUUCAGCAAUGUUGGUAUCAAAACAUUCACCUCAUUAA